Molecule: messenger RNA, 839 nt
Organism: Talpa occidentalis (Iberian mole)
Lineage: Eukaryota; Metazoa; Chordata; Mammalia; Eulipotyphla; Talpidae
Gene: PYCR3
Product: pyrroline-5-carboxylate reductase 3
Exons: 6
Coding region: 1-789 (262 amino acids)
Biological process (GO): L-proline biosynthetic process
Molecular function (GO): pyrroline-5-carboxylate reductase activity
Source: RefSeq, a predicted model, not a curated record
AUGGCGGCGGACGGGCGCGGGCCGCUGCGCGUGGGCUUCGUGGGCGCGGGCCGCAUGGCGGAGGCCAUCGCGCACGGCCUCGUCCGAGCAGGCAAGGUGGAGGCUCAGCGGGUGCUGGCCAGCGCGCCCUCGGACCGGAACCUCUGCCGUUUCCGGGCCCUGGGCUGUCAGACCACCCACUCCAACCAGGAGGUGCUGCGCAGCUGCACGCUGGUCUUCCUGGCCACCAAGCCCCACGUCCUGCCGUCCGUCCUGGUGGAGGUGGCCCCCGUGGUCACCGACAAGCAUGUCUUGGUGUCUGUGGCUGCCGGGGUCUCUCUGAGCACCCUGGAGGAGCCUCUCUCUGAACAGCUGCUGCCCCCCACUGCGCGGGUCAUCCGGGUUUCGCCCAACCUGCCCUGCGUGGUGCAGGAGGGGGCUGUGGUGAUGGCACGGGGCCGCAACGUGGGGAGCAGCGAGGCCGAGCUUUUGCGGACCCUGCUGGAGGCUUGUGGGCAGUGCGAGGAGGUGCCUGAGGCCCAGGUGGAUGUCCACACUGGCCUCAGCGGCAGCGGCGUGGCCUUCGUGUGUGCCUUCUCGGAGGCCCUGGCUGAGGGCGCCAUCAAGAUGGGCAUGCCCAGUGGCCUGGCACACCGCAUCGCGGCCCAGACGCUGCUGGGCACAGCCAAGAUGCUGCUGCAGAGUGGACAGCACCCGGCCCAGCUGCGCACCGACGUGUGCACCCCGGUGGCACCACCAUUCACGGGCUGCAUGCCCUGGAGCGCGGCGGCCUGCGGGCAGCCACCAUGAGCGCCGUGGAGGCGGCCACCUACCGCGCCAGGGAGCUGAGCGGAAAGUAG